This is a messenger RNA of Maniola jurtina (meadow brown), 5216 nucleotides long. RefSeq names its product RNA-binding protein 25. The transcript is spliced from 21 exons. NCBI's taxonomy places the organism in Eukaryota, Metazoa, Arthropoda, Insecta, Lepidoptera, Nymphalidae. The record is from RefSeq and is a predicted model, not a curated record. Gene Ontology annotation, cellular component: spliceosomal complex. Gene Ontology annotation, biological process: regulation of alternative mRNA splicing, via spliceosome; mRNA processing. Gene Ontology annotation, molecular function: mRNA binding. Bases 266 to 3031 code for a protein of 921 amino acids.
UACAAGAAAAACAUGGCUGAUUUGAUUUGUAAAGUUGAUCUAUAAAAUGGAAACGUUUUACUUUACUAAAAACGCCCGUAUAAGUAGUAGUUGUUCUUAGAAAUUAACCAACAGUUUGUUACGUAGUUUUAAUUAAUUGUUAGUGUAUGUGAUCUAUGCGGAAGAAUACAAAGUUUACGUACCACAGUGAGUUCGGUUGCAAAUUGCAAAAUAGUCAAAAGGUUGAUGAGUUUGCGGUAAAUUGUAGAGUCCAGUGUGAGGUGCGAUGUCGUACCCGCCUCGGCCGCCGCUCGUGCCCUACGGGCUCGCGCCGGGGGUGGUCACCAUGCCGAUGGCCACUCACGUGAUGGUUGGUGCGUAUGGCGCGGGAGGCGCGGUGGGUGGGCGCUCAGCCCUCCUGCCCGCGCCCCCCAACCCGGGCAAGGCCGCUCAUAGACAGCGCACUGCCAAUGGGGCCAAAGAUGUGGACGGCCCUCCGGUCACUGUGUUCAUAGGCAACAUCUCGAGCCGCGCGCCGGACGCCAUGAUCCGCGCGCUGCUGGGCGCGUGCGGCGCGGUCAUCAGCUGGAAGCGCGUGAACACGUUCGGCUUCUGCGAGUUCGCGGGCCCCGAGGCGGCGCUGCGCUGCGUGCGCCUGCUUCACGAGCGCGCGCUGGCCGACAAGAAGCUACUGGCGCGCACCGACGGCAAGAUGCAGGCGCUCGUCGACACAUACAAGACGGAGCAGCGCUCGCGCAUGGCCAUCGGCGGGGAGCAGGCGCCGGGCACGGAGGGCGAGGGCUACCUGGACGCCAAGCAGCGCGCCGUGGACGAGGCGGCCGAGCGCCGGCUGCAGCAGCUCUACCGCGACUACCAGGAGGACAUCAACAACUACGAGAUCCUGCAGAAAGAGGAGGCGAUCUCGAAGACGGCGCGCGUGCUGGAGGAGGCGGACAUCUCGGAGGAGAAGCGUGACGUCAUCCACCGCGAGAUCGGCAAGUUCCGCGAGAGCAUGAAGGAGGAGGCCGACGUGGUGGUGCGCCGCAAGCGAGACAAGGACGACAAGCCCGAGCGCGAGAAGGAGAAGGAGAAGGACAGGGACAAGGACAAGGAGCGCGAGCGGGACAGGGAUAAGGAGCGCGACCGCGAACGUGAACGCGAGAGGGAGCGCGAGCGCGAGCGCGAGCGGGAGCGGGAGCGCGAGCGCGACAAGGACAGGCGACGUGCGAGCCCUGCCAGGGGCAAGGAUCGGCGCGAGGACCGCGAGAAGGAGCGCGAGCGGGAGCGCGAGGAGCGGGACCGCGAGCGGGAGCGGGAGAGAGAGCGGGAGCGGGAGAAGGAGAGGGAGCGGGAGCGAGAGAGGGAAAUCCGCGAGAGGGAGAGAGAGCGUGAGGCGCGCGAGCGGGAGCGAGAGAGGGAGCGGGACCGCGAGCGAGAGCGCGAGCGAGAACGCGAACGCGACCGCGAACGUUCCCGCGAGCGCGAGAGGGACAGAGACCGCGAGAGGGAGCGGGACAGGGAGAGAGAGCGAUCGCGCGGGCGAAGUGAGGCAGACGCACGCCGGGAGAAGGAGCUCGAGGAAGAGGCGAGAGACAAGAAGAGGCUGGAGAAGAAGGCGAGGGAGAAGGAGGCCGCCUACCAGGAGAGAUUACGUAACUGGGAGAGCCGCGAGCGGCGCAAGGGCAAAGAGUACGAGCGCGAGAAAGAGAGGGAGCGAUGCCGCGAAGAGGAGCGCGAGCGAGAGGCCAAGCGGCUCAAGCAGUUCCUCGAGGACUACGACGACGAGCGCGACGACCACAAGUACUACAAAGGCAAGGAGCUGCAGCGGCGCCUGGGGUCGCGCGUGCGCGAGGCGGAGAGCGACGCGCGCGAGCGGGCGCGCGAGCAGGACGAGUUGGAGCAGCUGCGUAAAACUGUGUUCGGCUCCCGCGCGCCGGACGACCCCGCCGCCGCGGCCGAGUUCGAGCGAGCGAGACGGCAACAGGACGAGAUGUACCGCCCUAAACUAUUGCUUGAUGUAACUCUCACAGGCGACCUGCAGAGGGAGAGGGAGAUACAGCGCGCGCGGCAGAGGGAAGAGGCGCGCAAAGAGGCUCGCGAGCGGUUGGCGCGAGAGCGAGAGCGCUACCUGCGCGCGCAGGCCACGCGCGAGCUGCCCACCGAGGCCGAGCCCAUCGACUCCGACGACAGCGGCGGCGCGGAGGCGGCGGGCGCCAUGGAGGGCGUGGAGGAGGCCGAGCCGGAGCCGGGCUCGCCCGAGGGCUCCCUCACCCCGCCCGCGCCGUCGCCGCGCCGCAAGCACCGCAAGCACAGGCACCGCGCGCCGCCCGACACGCCGCCGCACCCGCACCAGAGACAUAGCGACGGCGGCAGCACGCCCCCGCGCCCGCCCUCCGAGGAGCGCUACCACACUGGCGCGGGCGGCGGCAACAGCGCGGGCAGCUCUCCAAUCAGCAUCAGCUUCCGGCACGCCAACCCGGCGCACGCCACGCCCACCGGCGCCGCCGACACGCCCAAACCGGAGCGGCGCGGCGUGCACGCGGCCUUCGCGGACGACGACGACGAGCCGCACGCGCUGCACCCGCACCCGCACCACCCGCACCACCAGCACCACUCGCACCACAGAGGUAAAGACAAAAAGGACAAGGACAAGAGUAAAAAGGGCGACAGCAGCGAGCGCGCGGAGAAGGGGGAGAAGGGGAACAAGUGCGCGGAGGAGAAACGGAAGCACAUCAAGAGUUUGAUAGAUAAGAUCCCCACACAGAAGGAGCAGCUGUUCCAGUAUCAGCUCGAUACGGACCAGAUAGACAACGUGCUGAUGGAGAAGAAGAUCCGUCCGUGGAUCAACAAGAAGAUCAUAGAGUACAUCGGCGAGCCGGAACCGACACUGGUCGACUUCAUCUGCAGCAAGGUGCUGGCCGGCUCCGCGCCGCAGGGCAUCCUGGACGACGUGCAGAUGGUCCUGGACGAGGAGGCGGAGGUGUUCGUCGUCAAGAUGUGGCGCCUGCUCAUCUACGAGCUCGAGGCCAAGCGCGCCGGCCUGCACAAGUAGACCGCCCGACAGGACCACACCACACCACACCACACCACACCACACCACACCACACAACACCACACCACACGACUCGCCGCACCAGCAAUACAAGCUUGCUUACCGUGAACACUACAACUCAACACAUGUCGAGAAUACGAAGUACAGUACUACCACUUUAAGUUACGCUGAUAUACCUGCGCAGAGAACUUAUUUUUGAUUGACGCGAAAAUAUCUUAGCUAAUCAUAGUGCGCUAUUGGUUGUUGCCUACGCGCCUUGUAUUGUACGUGCGAGUUACAAGCGAAAUUAUAGCACAAGUCUCUGUUGCUUUUGUUGUGUUCAAAAUCUUAACGUCAAGCAAUAAGGUUUGUAUUUCAUGAACGUAGUUCGGUGUUAGUCGGCGCUAGGCUGCGCUUCUCAUGCAAACUCAUUUUGUCGAUGAGACUUGUAAAAGUGGCAGCACUGUAACGUGGUGUGUUGCGAGUUAUUAGUAUGAUUCCACCCAGUGGUGUGCAGAUCAUAGAGGUGUAAAAGCACUGCUUACCCCAGUUGUUAUAGCUCAAUGCUUAUUUUUCAUUAUGACCGAUGCAUAAGUUCCUACCUAACUAAUGCCUACCCUUGUGCAUGCCACUGAUUCCACCAUCACACACACACAUACACAUACACACACGAUAAUAAUACGAUGAAAAACACUACGCUUUAGUUUUAAAAGUUGAAAUAAUUUUUUUACAGUUUCUUAUAUUUUUAAUGAGCAAUGUAAAUUAUUUUAUAAUUGGGAAGUCCAUUGCUGAUGUUAAAAUGCGAAAAUGUGUUUGUAAGUUUGCCCUCACGUUUGCGUCGCGCCACGUCGUCACAUUUCCGGCUUUAAACUUGAAUCCACGUGGAGACGCGGGCGUCGGCUAGUGUGAACUAUAGCAAUACAUGCAAACCUGUGUACAGUUAUGAUUUUACGUUUAUAAGCCAUAUGUUAAGAUAACACACUAUAUUAUAUAUACGUAGUCAUUUUAUAACAACUUGUUAUACUUUUCGAAAAGCAAAUUCAAUGCCGAGUUGGGCCACGAAAGUAAAUUAGCGCUCUGCGAAAAUUGAGUGAAUGUAUAAAUCGGCCGAACAGAAUGUCGACUCUAAAACUAGGUGUAUUAAGGUCUAUUUUACUAUGAUGAAAUAAUAUCUCAACCUACGAAUUUUGAGAUGUACUGUACUGAUUUUUUGUUAGAUAAAGUUAAAUGUAUACAAAUCACUAUAAAUUUGAACGGAUGUAGUACGGUAUUUACGCAAAAUGGAUCAAUUCACAAAAUGUAUUACUUUUUGAGCUCUGACCAUCGCGCUCGAUGUGAACUGUACAAUGUACAUCAAACAUAUUAACGCAAUGUUUUUGUGUUUGCCUGCAGUUUUUUAUUGUAUACAAAAAGAAUAUAAAUGUAGCCAAUCUAAGAAAUGUCAAAUCAAGCUAAAGGUUUGUUAGGCAUUUUAUCAUUAAUUUUACUACAACAUAAAUUUUCUCAAAACGAAUUGAGACAAACUUUUACAAAAUGCAUAAAGUAACCAUCGAGUCACUAUGGAGUAUCUUCCGAAUAACUCUAGUGUAACUGACUUCAAAGUUGAAAGGACACAAGUAGCUUCUCGCUGAAACGCGUACGAGGCGCAUACGACCUUGUUACCGCGAACUGACAAACAAAUUAUACGAGUCAAAAACCUAACAUCAGAAGGUCUAAAGCGCUGAAAAAGUCGCGUCGCUUGCGCCUUUCUUCGAGAAGGUUUCUGCGAUCUAUGAAGUCGACUAUGAAAAACUAAAGUAUAUACUGUAACACUUAAAGUGUGAAUACACUGGCGCCGAUUCUCAAGUCUUUCUCUAAACUAUUAGAGUAUCUGCAUCUUUUUCCUUUUAGUAUUGCUAAAAAAGGACAGAAAAUUAUUUUUAAAUUAAAGACUACUCUUUUUUUUCCUCUCUCGUCUGGCUUUUCACAGAUUAGCUAAUGUCAAGUUUGUAGUUAUUUGUAACAUUGACUCUUUAACAUCUAUUUCAACUCUAUUUGAAGGUGCGCUCACAUUUUAGGUGGCAUUUUAGAAUGUAUAAUUUUAAAAGAGUGAGUGAGACGUGAAUAAGAGUGUGAAAUGGAAAGAAAGAGCGAGUAUGUGUUUGUUUCAUCGCAUGGAUACAAGAUACGAGGUAAUACUGUAGCAAUUAAUAAAGUAUUCCAAAAG